CGCAACCGGUGUAACGUACAUUAAUAAAAAAUAUCCUCCCGCCUUUUUUUUUUUGCACGCAURACAGAAGCUGGCAUUACCCGUUCUGUGUGUACAUCCGCGAAUGUACAUAGAUAGAUAGAGGGAGGGCAAGCAACCCUGCUGAAUCUGUGCAGCUCUGAUUGCACGAACGCAAGAAGGAGGUCGCUCUCGCUCUCUUUAGACGGAGGUAAGCCAGCGAAGCGACCGCAAAAUGUCGCUGUUUUAGUGGAUUUUCAGCACCUACAGGACUGACAUCCAGGACAGCUGCCGGGGGAAGCGCACACGGGUCUCCGGAAGCCGGUGGCCGAAGCUACGUUAAAUGGCGCUUCGAGCGAGACGUGGAGGUGCUGACAGGUGAGCGGUCUCCAGCUCACCUUCGCUUGUUCUGGACCCGACAGACCUUGAAGAACUGACGCUGAGAUUUUGUAAUCAGAUUUUGUUUCCCAGCUAUAUGGAACAAACUUUGGGACAGUUUUAAUGUCUUACCAACUGGUUGUCCUUCUCCGGACAGAAUGGAUGCUCUCUUUGAAUCAGGUUGAUCGWCUCUCACCUCGUCCCCUCCUUCCUAUCUCCUCAGCAGGAGGGUGGGGGAUUGGCCCCCUGCCCCUCCUUGCAGGCUAGGCUAGUCUUCUUUUUGCAACAUAGUCUUUUCUCUUUUACAUURCCUUGURCUCACACCUGAUCCAGCCCCGUCAUCACUUCUUCAUGAAAUCCUGCCAGAGCCUAAAGGAGGAGGUUUCCAUCCCCAGCCUGGGCGGGAUGUCACAGGAGGAGGCACGUAGGACGCCCGUGUCCCAGAACUAUUAUCACUCUAAUAACCCGGAUUUGGACCUGACGGGAAAGGUUCACAGGAGGGAGGUGAGUGGAAAGCCUUAUUCUGUGUUGGUAGACAACAAGAUGUCCUCCAAGACGGCCGGGACGGAUCAGAACAUGGGUCAGGUGCCGCCUCAGCAUGUGACUUCACAGCAGCAUCAGCAGUACUUCCGAGAGGGAGCGCAGGAGGCGGGGUCGCAGGAGUCCGAAACGGGAAACCAGGAAUCCUCUGAUGACACUGAGGUGGAUGAAGAUGAUGAGGAAGAAGAGGAUGAGGAGGAAGAGGGUGAAGAGGGCUACAAACGUGAGCAGAUCAUCGUCGAGGUGAAUCUGAACAACCAGACGCUUCACGUAUCCAAGGGCGACAACAAAACUGGAACCGCAGCAGACGACUCGGAAAGAGGAGGAAGUGAUGAGGAUGAGGAUGAUGAGGAGGAAGAAGAAGAGGAGGAUGAAGAGGARGAGAGUCAUGAUGAGGAAGAAGAGGAAGACGAAGAGGACGAAGCAAUGGAGAGUCAAACGRCGCGGUCGAGAAGAACCAGACAAAGUUCUUCGUCAGCCAGUCCGCCAAAGAGGAAAAGCCUCCGAACGGCUCUGAGCGCCGCCACGGCYGGAAUGACCACCAGGGGGCGGCGGAGGCGCAUGGAGCCUCCAAAAAGCAAGCGCAGGUCGGGGAGGUCAGCCCCGUCCUCCGCAGGUACAGAGAGGAYGGGCGAGAAGGCGGAGAUGGAGGAGGAGAAGGAGAUGCUGGCGUGUGAGAAGUGUCCCCGGGUGUUCAACACCCGCUGGUACCUGGAGAAGCACAUGAACGUCACACACAGGCGGAUGCAGAUCUGCGAUAAAUGCGGCAAGAAAAACCUCAACUCUUUAUUCCAUCCUAAUAAAUAUGUCUGCUCUGGUUUUCCACAGUGCGUCUCCUGCAACAAGUCUUUUAAGAAGYUGUGGUCGCUGCAUGAGCACAUUAAGAUUGUUCACGGCUAUGCAGAGAAGAAGUUCUCGUGUGAAAUCUGUGAGAAGAAGUUCUACACAAUGGCCCACGUCAGGAAGCACAUGGUUGCUCACACUAAGGACAUGCCUUUCACCUGUGAGACGUGUGGGAAGUCGUUUAAACGCAGCAUGUCUUUAAAAGUUCACUCUCUGCAGCACUCUGGGGAGAAACCUUUCCGCUGUGAGGUAAGAUGCUGUUUUAAUGUUGCCACUCCGAUUAAUCAUCCURUUUGUCUUUCAGGGGAGAAGCCUUUCAUUUGUGAGAUCUGCGGGAAGAGCUUCACCAGCCGGCCCAACAUGAAGCGCCACCGGCGCACGCACACGGGCGAGAAGCCGUACCCCUGCGAGGUCUGYGGCCAGCGCUUCCGCUUCUCCAACAUGCUCAAAGCUCACAAGGAGAAGUGCUUCCGGGUCACCAGCCCCGUGGUCCUGCAGACUAGCGGCUCCUCUGUGCCUGUCCGCCUCUUCGCCAACGCCUUCUCCUCACCGGCCUCCUCCUCUUCCUCUCCCACCACCGUCCCCGGGCCCUCGGCGGCGACCCCCGCCACCACCUCAGCCUCUCUGGGCCUCGCCCCGACCGGAGUGCCCGUUCCACAGCAGGGCCCCGUCGGACACACGUUCUCCCAUGUGCAGCUCCAUUCUGCGCCCUCCCAUCAUCAUCUCUCCAACACGCCGCAGCAGGCCAAUCCUCACAGCCACCAUCACCUGGUGGUCCCUCCUGUCGCCCACCUCCCACCUCCUCCUGCUCUUUUCAAGAGCGAGCCGCUUAACCACUGUGGGCAUGAAGACAGCAGCUACCUGCACCACAUGGCCCCCCUUGACAAGGGUCCCGGAGCGCCACAGCACCACUGAACCUGUGCAGCACCAAACCACACCUUGUUUGUCUUCUUAAAGCUCCGCCUCAGUUUCUCAUUCGCAGGAACUGGAAGCCGGGUCUGCAGAGAGGAGUUUGUUGCAGACAGCAGGAUGAGAUGAAAUGGGAGCAUACAUGUUCCAUCAGACAAUGGAGGUUUCCUGCGUAGACGUGGCUCRACUAGAAUUAAUCUAAACUCAUGAACAUUAAGGAUUGAAACUGUUGCACCAUCCGUGCACACGUUAAGUGAGACAUCACUUUAAAAAACUGUUCAACCGGGCAAAGGUUUUACAGUCGCUAGGAAUUAUUCUUCAGAAAACGACUCUGUGUGAACAUCUCUCUCCACAUUUAAUGGGUGGAAACUGGUUGUCAUCACAAAUAAAAGCUGCUGAUGGAACUCAAAAUCCAUAAUACCUAGA
Messenger RNA from Poecilia reticulata (guppy), 3093 nucleotides. NCBI's taxonomy places the organism in Eukaryota, Metazoa, Chordata, Actinopteri, Cyprinodontiformes, Poeciliidae. The record is from RefSeq and is a predicted model, not a curated record.